Molecule: messenger RNA, 1158 nt
Organism: Chrysoperla carnea
Lineage: Eukaryota; Metazoa; Arthropoda; Insecta; Neuroptera; Chrysopidae
Gene: Pex2
Product: peroxisome biogenesis factor 2
Exons: 4
Coding region: 280-1119 (279 amino acids)
Biological process (GO): protein import into peroxisome matrix
Cellular component (GO): peroxisomal membrane
Molecular function (GO): zinc ion binding
Source: RefSeq, a predicted model, not a curated record
UGAAUUGUUUUAUAUUAUACUAAUUCUUAUGAUUGGUUAUUUUCUUUAAACCUUCCAAUUAGAAUAAAAAUAUUUACAAUAGAUGAUGAGUAGGAAAAAAAGAUAAGAAUUGAAAUGGAUCAUGGACUCUUGGGGGUGAUUCGCCUGAUACACUUUGUGCAAAUUUCAUCUAUGACAGACAGAAACAUUUUGACAUUUCUAGUCAUUACAAAGGUUAUGUUUACAAAGUAUGAAGUUAUUGGUUUUAAUUUUUCUUGUAGAUAAUAAUAUUUUUCGAAAAUGUCCACACUAAAUUAUUUAACAAGAGUUGCUCAAGUUGAUGCUUUAAAACUAGACAAUGAAAUUAUUGAAAUAUUUAAGAGACAAAUUUCGGAGUUGUUGCAGUACGUUCCCGCAGGACUAGCAACUAAAUAUGAUCCCGAAAUUACCUUAAUAUUACGAUUGUUCAUGUUCAAUCAUUCUCUAAUCAAAAAUAGAGCAACUUUUGGUCAACAAUUGUUAGCUAUAAAAUACGAUAAUAUGUCGAAUAAUAAAUUGUUGUUGUAUGGAAUUUUAACGCAUGGUGUUAACUAUAUCAAAGAUAGAAUUCAUACAAUUAAUUCCGAAGCUAUUCACGAUUUUAAUGUUACAAAAUUAUUGGAUAGGUUAGAAGGAUUGUUGUUAUUAGUAAAUUUAAUAAAUUUUUUAAAUUUUUUACGUACUGGAGAAAAACCAUCGCUAGUUGAUAGAAUUUUAGAUUUAAAACAAACUAGCACCGUAAAACGAUAUUUAAAUAAUAACAUAUAUUCUUUUAUGCAACGAGAAAUUUUAUGGCAUACGUUUAUUGAAUUAUUAUUGAUAGUUCUUCCGCUAAUCAAUUAUCAUAGCUGGGUAAGGCGUUUUAAAAAUUUAAGUCCCUGGAAUACAAAUUCUAAUCAACAUCAUAUAGAAGCACCAAGAGUUUUUACAAUUACUACAAAAUGUCCAAAUUGUAAUGAAAAACCUGUUUUACCACACCACAUGGGAUGUUCACAUAUUUUUUGUUAUUAUUGUUUAAAGGGAAAUUUAGAAGCAGAUACUGGAUAUCAGUGCCCUGUUUGUAAUUUUUCGGGGCAAAAAUGUUUAAAAUUUUAUAUGUAACAUAAUAAAAUGAAAAUAAACUAAUUAAUUUGUACAUGG